Knipowitschia caucasica is the source of this 885-nucleotide messenger RNA. The record is from the annotation of a GenBank genome assembly. NCBI's taxonomy places the organism in Eukaryota, Metazoa, Chordata, Actinopteri, Gobiiformes, Gobiidae.
AUGAACCAUGGAGAUCCUUGCAUUGAGUUCCAAUGCACGGAUGAUGAAUGGUGUGGAGAAAAGGAAGGUGUUCAUGGAUGCUUCUGUCGUGAGAAUAAUGGCAAAAACAGUGACAACUUUGAUUCAUCCAUCACUUGUGUCAGUAGCUCAGGAACGCUCUCUCUCUCCCGCUGCCUUCUGUUUGAGGCCGGUUAUGAUCCCAGCGCUCUCCACCUCAGAGAUGAGUCCUGCAAAGGUUCUCUUCAAAGUGGACGCCUCGAGUUCCACUUCAAUAAUGACACCCAGUUGUGUGGCACCACCCUGAGGAGCAAUAGAACCCAUUUGAUGUAUGAGAAUGCUGUAGAAGGAGAUGACGCCGUAAACAAGUUGUAUUUCUCCUGUGUUUUCCCUUUCACUUAUGCCGUGUCAAUAGAUACAGCCAUCUAUCCUGUUGAAAGCGCAGUAAAGAAAACCCUCCCGUCCGGUCAGGGCCACUAUCGGGUGAGAAUAAUUCCUUACCAGGAUGCAGACUUUCAGAAUCCACUGGGAACGACCGCAGACGUUGAAAUGUCUCUGGAUGAGCAACUAUUCAUUGAAGUGCGAGCGGAGGGCAUCGAUGAGCACCAGCUCUCCAUCGUCAUGGACAGGUGUUGGGCCACGCCGAGCCAAGAUGCUCAUGAUGUCCUGUAUCAUGAUCUCAUUUCACAAGGGUGUCCCGCCGACCGCUCAGUGACCAUCAUUCAGAAUGGAGACUCCACCGUGGCACGAUUCUCCUUUGAUAUAAUUUCUCUCAGUGACUUUUCCCCGAUACAUGUGCACUGCCACACCCACCUCUGCGUUCUGGACGUUAACAACUGUGCCGUGAAUUGUAACGUUGGAAACCGAGAAGGUCAUGAUAUGAACUGA